AUGCUACAAUCUCCAUUUGGCGAAUUUAUAUGGUCAGGCUGGCCUUUGGACAAGCAAGCAAUUCGUCCAAGUCUUUACGUGCUCUGGUUUGAUAAACCACCAACAGUUUCGGACAUGCCUACAUAUCCAAGGUCUCGAGAUAAACUUGUUUAUGGCACAAAUGGAACUUCAUGGGGUUGGUACAUCGACUCAUCAACAGAGGCGCGUCCAUAUAUAUGUCAAGCACCAUCAAUCAACGCUAAGUAUUUGCGUCCAAAUGGUUGGACAAUUGAAUACGGUCAAAAUGAUACACUUCCGAUCUCUCGAGGGCCCUGUUUUGUGGCACAACCUGACGACGCAUGGUUUGUGAGUGGGAUCGAUGUGGAAGAUUUUGUAUCCUUUAAAUGCUUCGCCAAUGGAAAUCCAGCACCGAAUUAUAGAUGGUACAAACUCGGAUUGAUAACCAGCGGUUCCAAUGUGAUCGUGAAAAGAACUCUUGUGAACCCCAUGGAUUCCGCAGAGGGCCGUAUGGCUAUAAGUGGGGGCAACUUGGUGAUACAUUCUCCUUCAUCAAUUCUUGAUUCAGAAUAUUACCAAUGUGAAGCGUAUAAUCAAUUUGGAAGCAUUCUAAGCCGAACUGCAAAAAUAGUCUUUGGCCAAUUAGAGACCUUCCCGAAACACCCUCGCAAAACUAGAAUCGCAGCGGCUUAUCAAAGCGUUACUAUUCCUUGCGACCCUCCUGCUCACUCUCCUAGAGACAGUCUGAUAUACUCGUUUUACAUGCGAAAAGGACUGCGUCUUGAACCACUGGUGCUGUCGGCUCGUCCAGGAGUUUUCGUCUCUCAAGCACAGGCACUCAUCGGUUUUUCUGAAGCCACGACGCAGGACUCAGGAACAUAUGUGUGCAUGAUAACAAUGUACCAACUGGGCUCUCGACUAAGCGACUCACCGAAAUCACCAGACAUGCCAUUGAAAGUGAUGGAGAGCAAUUAUAGGACACAGGAACCUCGCAUCUACGACAGUUUUCCAGCCAUUUGGCCCAGCGAUCCCAUUCGUGGCCACCCCGUCAGGAUUGAAUGCUUUGCCGGUGGCAGUGUGCAGUCUGGACCACUGCAAUACACCUGGCGCAGGCUGGAUGGAGUUUCGAUCCCUGCAAACAGAUUAAGGGAACUAAACCGCGUCAUCGAUAUUCCUCAAGUGCAACCUGAGGAUCAGGGUGUUUAUGAAUGUAGCGUAACGGAUACAAAAGGAAGCCGGGCGGACCCGCGAACCGUGAGUUUGCAGAUCAGGGCAUUGCCCUACUUCACUAACAAGGCGAAAGACGAGGUAGUGGCGGUUCAAACCACAGUCACGAUGGUCUGUGAGGCUGAUGGCAUACCUGAACCCACUCAAUACUGGUAUCGUAAUGGUGUGAGGGUUCGUAACCUUAUCGACGCUGGCCAACUCGACGCUAGCCGUUAUGUUCUCGCGGAUGGCACCAGAGAACCUGCUUCUUUGGUUAUCUCCAAUGUGGUUGCUACCGACUCAGCAAUGUUCGACUGUAUAGCAGUAAAUAGUCUGGGUAGUGUUUCUUCUUCCGGUGAAUUACGCGUGCUUGCUUUCGCGCCAAACUUUCAGAAGAAUCCAAUGGUACCGGUGCUAGGUAUGGUAGGCCACAGCGCUGUCAUGACGUGUCAGCCUGAAGCUGCUCCUAAGCCUACCAUCACCUGGUUUUUCCAGGGAGCAGCUCUUGCUCCUAUCCCCAGCACCAUAGAUCCGACCACCGGCGAACCUGCUUGUCCCAUAACGUAUUGCACUCUACCAAGUGGGAACCUGUUGGUGGCACAGCUGACAAGAAUGCAAGAGGGUCUGUACAUGUGCCGAGCCGAGAACCAAUUUGGCGUGGCCGACACAUCAGCCCAUCUCACAGUGAUCGAUCCACUAGUCCUCACAUUACAACCCCAAAACACCAUCGUAGACGUUAACUCAACAGUUAUUGUGCCUUGCAAGGCGAAUGUCAGCUCGUUCCUCGAUGUCAACUAUGCUUGGUUCUACGAGGAUGUGGAGAUUAAAUUUGAUCGACUCGAUGUGGACGCACGGCGCUACGAAACGACGAAAUUUCUACGCCCUUAUGAUCGAGAUUUUGGCUUUCUGCACAUAGUAAACAUCCAGCUCUACGAUGCCGGCCGGUACACUUGCGAGGCCCAGACACCGCUAUCUCGAGACCGUGCCACCGCCUAUAUCCUCGUUGCAGGUCCACCCGGUCCCUGCGCAGGUGUGGAGGCAUCAACAAUUCCAGACACCGAGUUGGUUAUGGUGAAUUGGACCAUUGGAGCAGAUCACUUCCAUGCAAUUGAAUACUUCAUAAUUGAGGCUAAAGUAGCCGACGAGCCGUGGUCAGUGGUGGUGACGCGCCUCAACGACUCUGCCGACAUAGUGAUAGGCCAAAAUAGCAAACGCAGAACAACAACAAUCGGAAACCUUUACUCAAACAUACCCUAUCAACUUCGCGUCCGAGCAGUGAAUGCAAUGGGUGUUGGGGAGCCUUCGAGACCAUCACGUGGGAUCGUCACUCUUCCGAAGGCACCGACAAAGAUGGUCCGAAACGUUACCGGAGGCGGUGGUAAGGAGGGCACGCUGGUGGUGAAGUGGGAGCCGCUGUCACACGUGGAACAGAAUGGGGAAGGCUUUCAUUACUCACUUCAAUGGAGAGCGUGGGAGGACACCGAGUACACUACAACCCUCGUUUACGAGCCUUCGCCGGUGCCCGAUACCACGUGGGUGCAGUGCACAAUCAGUCUACCAGUUCUGCGCUAUUAUAAGCCCUACGAGGUCACUAUUCAAGCUGUCAACAAUCAGGGUCCUGGACCAAUCACUGAUCCAGUGGUGAUAAUGUCAGCUGCUCGGCUGCUAGUAACUGCUCCACGCAAUCAACAGGCGAACCAGUACAACGGCAGUGCCCUUCAAAUUACCUGGGAACCCCCGUUGCUAAGUGGCGAAGAGGGCCCCAUUCUGGGUUACCGACUUAUCUACUGGCGCCGCAAUCUAGAAUGUCUCGGCAUAGAAUCCGAUAUUGAGCGCUUUGAACAAGGUCAGCGGCGCACUCUUUAUGGCGCUGACCUGACUUCUGGGUUCAUUAUCGGUCUAGAGCAGGAUAUUUAUUACUGUGUCGCGGUUCAGGCCUUCAAUACUGCAGGCGAUGGACCACCAUCAGGAUUUGCUGAGCAGACAACUUACAAACUCUGGCCCCAAAGUUUUCCCACCAUGGUUCAAUUGAACAGCACACACUACCCACGGACCGUGCGAGUGAGUUGGAUAGGCGUGCAGACUACUCUGAAUGAGGAAGCGGUUUUGGGCUAUCGCAUUCGUUACUGGCUGGUGGGCUCGAACUACAAGGAGGCACACACAGACGUAGACGUGAGGUUGAGGACUUACGGCUACGUUCAAAAUCUGGAUAUUAACAAACGCUACAAUCUGCGAGUGUAUGCGUACAGUAGAGGUGGUGUAGGAAAAAUGUCCUCCCCGAUCGUGCAAUUUCAAAUGAUCCCCAGAGACCAAUGUGUACCUGGAGCAUCAUGGGGUCGGUUUAUUGCCUUUUUGCUCUUGUGCCUUUAA
Molecule: messenger RNA, 3573 nt
Organism: Hydatigera taeniaeformis
Lineage: Eukaryota; Metazoa; Platyhelminthes; Cestoda; Cyclophyllidea; Taeniidae
Source: the annotation of a GenBank genome assembly